Molecule: messenger RNA, 1244 nt
Organism: Seminavis robusta
Lineage: Eukaryota; Bacillariophyta; Bacillariophyceae; Naviculales; Naviculaceae
Source: the annotation of a GenBank genome assembly
GCUUCCGAUUUCGGUUUGGUUGAGAAAAACGGCAACGCAAGAUCCAGCCUUACAACUCUAUUUGUGUAUUGAGCAUUCGUACUGUAGGGCACUUUCUGGCAACAAACAGCCAACAAACUAAUAGAUAACAUCGAAACCUUGCAGCAAAAACUAAAACCAAAAUGGCCGCUGUAUUGUGUAAUGCAUGUGGCGACAUCUGCAACGGCGCCUGCGAAGUGUGCGGCCAUGUGUGCUCCAAGCCUUGUCAAGCUUGCGGCCAAGUGUGCAACGGCUUUUGCGACGGAUGCGAGGCUUGCUGCAGUUCCUUUGGAAAUCUGUGUAGCAGUCCCUUUAGCAUCUACGUGACAGUUGCAACCAUUUUCAAUCUACCUUCAGUGUACUUUGGGUUGAUGGAAGUCGCCGACAUGGAAUGUCGUGGUUCGCAAUGGCUCUUUGUCAACGCUAUACUGUGCCUCGUGAACGUCAUUGCUGCGUUCUACAUGGCCGUAGCUGUGACACGUGAAGAAUCGACAAGCUCAGAACAGCAAGUCGUUGCCGGCAGACAACCCACUUCGGCCUUUGCCAGGGCGGGAUACAUGUUCUGCUAUGAUCCUUGGAUUGCAGUCUACAUUCUCGUGUUGACUGGGUUCUUUUGUUGGUUGUGGACGGGAGGAAUUUGGAGUCUAAAUGGCAAGGCAGCCAAUGGUUGUAAUGGUGACACCUCAGGGGCCAAGAUAGCAACUGCGCUUGGCUUUGGCUGGGCGUUUUUCUUUUUUGGCAUUGGAGCCCUCAUGAUUGGAAUGUGCUGUGCCUACUGCUACAAAGACACUACGACAUCGUCCACAACUACAAGUUAUUACGAAACUACCGGUACGAGCUCUGCUGCUGCCGCUACGACUACGACCCCUUAUGUCAAUGCCGACAGUGCAGCUGGUAAAACCGCGUCGAACAAGACCGAUGGCAAAAUACCAACAGUGGCAGCCACCCCCGCUCCUUUCGCGGCUUCCACCACGAAGCAAGAUGUACCAACUGUCACUGCCACCCUGUUCUAACGUAUCCAAUAAUUAAUCAGUCGAGGCAGCGAACAGUUUCAAUCGCUCCAAUGGUUGUCGGAUGGAUGAUGAUGUAAUCUACUUUAUCUAUAACACCCAUACGGUACCUGUAGCUACCGUACUAUUAAUAGUACUCUUGUUCUUGUAUCCACACGGUACAUUAGAAGGUACUUCAUACACACUUUCAUCUACUCAUGUGCGGCCGUAUUCCCC